AGUCAUCCCGAAGACAUCCCGGCGACCAAGAGCGAAGUGCACGGGGCCCGGACUUCCUGCUGGACGCACCUCUCCGGCAGCGGGCGGCAGCGGCCUACAGCGUCGACGACGACUCGGCAUCCCCGGCGGCAGCAGCGCACGACGACGAAGGAUCAUCGAGGCAUCGAGGGUUCUCGGAGACCCGGGCCCACGGCCGGGGACGAUGCCCGUGAGCGGCGCGGAGCCCCGGCCUGGGCCGCGCGUUCCUGAAGGGUCAUGAGCAACGGAACGGCGGCCAACCUAAGCUGGCUCGACAGCGUAGCGGCCAACGGGUCAGUCGACGGCAGCAACGGGACCGCCGAGGGCUGGCCCGAAGAGGACGACCCGUGGGACGGGUCGCCCUACCCGAGCCGCUACUCCAGGCUGAGCUUUGUGGUGACCGCCUUCGUGGUGACCUGCAUCAUGAUCCUCAUCGUAGUGGGCAACAUGCUGGUGUGUAUCGCCAUCGCGACUGAGAAGACCCUGAAGACGAUCCAGAACUGGUUCAUCGCCUCCCUGGCAGUGUCCGACUUUCUGAUCGGCCUCAUCAUCAUGCCUUUCUCACUUGCCAAGGAGCUGAUGGGCUACUGGAUCUUCGGCUCGCUGUGGUGCGACAUCCACGCGGCGCUGGACGUGCUCAUCUGCACGGCGUCCAUCAACAACCUGUGCCUCAUCAGCCUGGACCGGUACUGGUCGGUCACACACGCUGUCGAGUACCUCAAGAAGCGGACCGCCUCGCGCGCCAUGGCCAUGAUCUGCUUCGUGUGGCUCCUCUCGGCGCUUAUUUCGCUGCCGCCGCUCGUGGGCUGGAAGAAGUCACAGCAGGCGUCCGAGUUCCCCCAGUGCUCCGUGUCCGAGGACGUGGGCUACGUCCUCUACUCGGCCAUGGGAUCUUUCUACGUCCCAGCCGUCGUCAUGGUGUUUGUGUACAUCCGGAUAUUCCUCGCGGCUCGCUCGCGCGCGCGCAGGCACGUCAAGAAGCAGGCCCGGCACGUCCCGGAGCUCACCAACGACCCCGGGCGUGACAAAUCCACCACCACGACCACGACGUGCACCAGCUUCAGCAACCCGAGCCCGCCGGACUCCUCGGCGGCGCACAAGAUGAACGGCGGCGGCGCGCAGCAGCGCAGGGGCCUCCUCUUGCCCAGCGCCGCGCCGCAGAUCAUCAUCGAGACGCCCGAAGAGCCCACGUCGCCCCCGCUGCGCCGCCUGGAGGGACUCGCGCCCGCGGCCUGCAAGGACCGCGAGCGGGAGGCCGACCAAACGCCGGGUUCGGGAUCUGCCCCGGACGACGCGCCGGGCUUGCUGAGCGCGCCGUCGCGCAUCGUGCGCUAUCCGUACGGCUCCACGCUGUCCCUCGCAGAGAGGGACGAGGACAGCGAACUGUGCGAGUCUUCCAACGCCGCCGCCGAGGGCGACUCCUCGGGUGGGAGCGGGCCCGGGCGCCCGCCCAACAGGCCGGGCUCCAAGCGGAGGCCCCAGCCCCCUACGGGACUCACGUACGCGGUGGCCGCGCGGCACAGCCCGUCGGACGCCGAGCGCCACAAGCGAAAGCUGGCCAAGGCUCGCGAGCGCCGGGCCACCAUGAUCCUCGGUCUCAUCAUGGCCGCCUUCAUCCUGGCCUGGCUGCCGUUCUUCCUCAUGUACGUGCUGGGUGCCCUCUGUAAGCGCUGCCAGAUCAGUGACACGGUGUUCGCGGUGGCCUUCUGGCUCGGCUACUGCAAUUCGGCAGUCAACCCCAUCAUCUACACCAUCUUCAACAGGGACUUCCGCAAGGCCUUCAGAAAGAUCCUCUUCAAGUGAUCCUGCGCCGCCGCCGUCUCGCCGAGCUAUGUCUUCCAGGCGCUUGCAGACCUCCCGCACGGGCACCGGUCGCGGAUGCAAGUGCCUCGCGCGGCCACCCCGUACAGAGUUCCGCGUCGCCGCCGCACCCUCCCGCGGCCCGGGCGUUCCCUCCGGCCUGCUGCGCAACAUCACCCGUUGAAGGAUCCAACGGUCCAAUGUUCGGGGCCCAACCGACGCGCGCCCGGGGUAUCCUCUACGUUCCUCCGCCUUUUCUACGCAACCGCUGACUCUGGAGAGCCGACGCACCGCUCUUGCGAACAAUGUGCACUGGGUCACGACGCAGGGACUAGCCGCUUGGGGCCUGCUCUCUUCACCUCCUUGACUCACAACUCGCACGGGGCUCCCGUUGGGGGCAUUACGUGCGGGACCUCGAAAACGCAAGUUCGAGGAUCCUUCGACUCGGUUUCAUUGCUCUUGUUGUUGUUGUUGUUGGUGUCGUUUCGUGCUUGGCGCAGCCGAAACGACGCGAAGAACGUGUUACUAGUAUACUCAAUUUUCUGUUUCCGCACCUGGAGAAGACGGACGCAGAGGAACGCUUCGACCGCAAAGCGAAACGCAAACUCUCAGUACACACUAGUUCUGAUUUCGUUCCCUUGUUAUUUUGUUUCAAAGCACAAGGUCUAGCGUGUAGGCACGAAGUGGUGUAUAUGCUGUAUCGUCCCGAUUCCAUGUCAGUCGUCGUUGCCAAGUACGUUUUUUAUACUCUGUCCUGUUUCUUUCCUUCUAAGUUUUCUCUUCUUCUAUGCCAAUGUGCGUCAUGUUAGCGCUUCCAUCCGAAGCAACGGCAUAUAUACUUCAGAAAACCAACCAGAGGCGAAGGAAAGGACACACAAAAAACGCCUGUUUUGUAGUCGCGUAUGUACAUAGUCGCAGUUCUUGAGGACACAUCAGAAACGUCCGACGAAUGUCCGCCAAAAACAAUACCGGAAAACUCCCGAUACCGUCACGAACACUUCUCAACAACGUCUCAGGAUACAUCAUAAAAACAUGGUUCAGAAGAACCCUAUGUCAGUCCGCAAGAACUUUAAAAAGCCCCAAAUACAAGCACUGCAUCUAUUAGCCAGUUUUGGCAAUAUCGAACACUUGCACCCACAUUUUGAGUAUCGGCAAAAAGUUAAGAUAUAUGAAAAAGACCAGGGGUCUCUGUUGCACGAAUUGCAGCUUUGAGUUAAAACAUUUUACCCUGUGCAUGCAGUGCACACGGCCAUUCCAUUUGAUAAUUUUAUAAAUAUUCCAGAUACUCAAAUAUUUACAUUAUUAAAACAGGAAAUGUUUUUAACAAAAACAAUCUCCAAUUAUUUUUUUAUAGAAGCGACAUGGAAACUUAUCAUACAAGAUACAAGGGUCCAUGAGCGUCUAUUAAUUGCAUCGAUGUCUCAAGGUCGUCUCCGAAGCAGCUGUUGCGAUAACAUCAAAAAGUAUCGGUCAACAUCACACCCCAUCGGACUAUUUGAUGUGUUGUAAUUGAAACCCGCUAUCUCUCGUCAGCGCGUUUCGUAAAUAUAGACGAAUCAAGUAAGAUAUUCAAGAAUCCAGGUUCGUACAUUACAAAGGUCAAAAAGUUGUCGAGGUAAAGAUGGUUUUCGAACUUGUCAACGACGGUCUUGAAACAGAAUGAAAACCAUUCCCUUACUCUCCUUAAAAUAUAUCGAUGCAUUACAAGAGAUGCUCCAACUCACAUACGUGUAUCUUUCGUCCCAAGUUUAACACAUUCAUAAAGGUGUUGAUGGUAUUUUUUAGAAGACUGGGGUUCUAAUCAAAUCGCAAUAGUAGUCCAAAAUCACGCGGCUAAAGCAGCUUUCCCUCCGCGAGGGAAAGUUAUCUCAAAAAACGCACGAGGCGCACUCUCAUUAUUAUCGGCAGUAACGUCCUGAGGAGGUCCCGUGAACGUCCCGCAAGUUUUCCGGUAUUUUUUUUUUCUUACAAGCCACGAGCGCACGUGUACCUGUACCCCAGUCUAUCGGCUUCGGGAGCAUUCCACCCCCGGAGUAACGUCUUUUGGGAAGGUCUUGGGAGAAUCUUUAGAAAUUUUCCCAGUCGCCUUCACUCACAGAGCCACGCGUUCUACGUUGGCGCAAACCCCGCCGCGUCGUUUUGUAAGAUCCGGCACGCCACCCCAUCGGUACCCACACAGUCCGCACGCGCCAAACACUCCACGCGCAUACAUACACGCAAACACACAAACAUCUCAAUGUGGCACAUCCUUUCCAGCGUUCUUUCGCGGUUGCACCGGAAACGUGUGACUGUAGACUACACUUCCCGGAUAGUCGAAGCGUUUUAGCGUGUUCAAACAAGAAAACCAAUCCCAAUUUUUUUUUUUCUUUUCUAAAGCUAAACGUGUGUUUUUUUUUUGUUUUUUUUUUUAAGUUUUAUUUUACGAUAAAAUUGUUAUGUAGCAGCGUUACGCUCCAGAGUUACACGGAGACACAUAAUCUCGUCAGGACAGGCGACGUCACAGAGUAACGUCACGAAGUCACGUGGCCUCAUGACAUCACACGAUGUUAACACAAACACAGAACGUGCUCAGCUCAUUCGCAACGCAUUCGGUGCGUUCCCGAGUCUAUCAAAUAAAAUAAAAAAAAUG
Messenger RNA from Ixodes scapularis (black-legged tick), 4447 nucleotides. Its product is annotated as alpha-2 adrenergic receptor. The coding region runs from base 256 to 1821 and encodes 521 amino acids. Gene Ontology annotation, molecular function: G protein-coupled amine receptor activity. Gene Ontology annotation, cellular component: membrane. The record is from RefSeq and is a predicted model, not a curated record. The transcript has a single exon. NCBI's taxonomy places the organism in Eukaryota, Metazoa, Arthropoda, Arachnida, Ixodida, Ixodidae. Gene Ontology annotation, biological process: adenylate cyclase-activating adrenergic receptor signaling pathway.